UUCUUGAUAUAAAUUCCUCCACUCUCACCUGUGAAUGAUAUUAGAUAUAAAUCUGCCUAUGUUCAGGUGCUUUUUCUUGUAAUUUCAAUCUCAAAUUGAACAAACAGGUGAAACUGUAUGUGCGAGAGAAAAUUACUAAUGUGACGUUCGUUUUGUCUGGGAAAUUUCAAAUUUUAUGUCCUCAAAGCUAUUCUUUUCCUUAGAAAAUUAUUUUUUUGUUGUUGUAGCAUUGUGGUUGUUUUGACGUCUAAAAAAGCAGUGAAAUUAAUAAAAAUUAAUGAAUAUUAAAGGUAUUUGAAGUUAAUGAUAGUGACAUUAAUUGUUAUAUGAUACCGAUCGUCACAUGUGCGUCUGUGAGGCUGUGUAUUGUGAGCACACCUGUGCGAAGCUUGCACGAAGUCACAAAACUGUUUCCUCCGAUGUACGGAUAAUCCGGUGAAGGAGAAAAUGUUAAAUAGCGCCGUAUUUUCUGGGGACAAGUCAGUAACAUUUCAUUACUCAAACGAUAUUCUAACUAAAGCUUUGAGCGCUUUCAGAGUGGUUUCUGCACAAAGUCUAAAUAAAGUGGUGAUCACACAAAUAUGGGUUUUCUCUUGCCAUUCAUCCUAACUGCGGGUAUUAUUGUGAUCUUGGCGUCAAUUCAGGAAAUACGAAAAUUUCUCAUUGGGAGGUGGAAAUUGCGGAAAUUGCCAAGAAUUAAAGGAUUACCAUUCUUUGGAAAUGCCCUCUCAUUCUUUGGCCACGAUCAAGAAGAUUAUUUGCAUGUUUUAAUGAGAUUGCUGAAAGAUGUUGAUGGACCAACAAAAGUACAUCUUGGGCCACAAAUUUAUGUUGUGAUUUCAACGCCUGAAGAUGUGAAAACCCUCACAAUGACUACGGGAUGUUUGAAUAAAUUGGACGUUUACCGAUUCUUUCAUUGCCCCACCGGAUUAGCAACAGCACCUGGUCCCAUCUGGAAAACGCAUCGAAAAUUGCUGACACCAUCAUUCAAUUCACAAACUAUUCAAACAUUCCUGCCUAUUUUCAAUGCCAAGGCCAAGACAAUGCUCUCCAAUCUCGAUAGAGUCGUGGAGCAUAGUGAUCGCGACUUCCUCAAAUACAUUUACUACUGCACAUUAGAGAUGAUUUGUGAGACAACUCUUGGUUUCAAUAUUAAUGUACAAAAUGGCAAAAAUCUGGAUUACUUCGAAGCCGUGGAUAGUAUUGGGAAGAUUGUUGGGAAGAGAUUUUUCCAAGUUUGGUACUACAUCGAUGCCAUUUACAAGCAUUCCAAACAGUUUGUGCAGGAAACAAAAUUCUUCGAAAUUGCAUAUAGGCUCUCCAAUACGCUGAUUGAAGAGAAAAAGCAGGAAUAUCUCACGGAAAUGUCCAAUGAUAGCACCGGGAAGCCGCACAUUCUCAUUAAUCGUCUCCUGAAACUCCAUCUCGAUGGGGAGUUUACGCAGGAAAAUGUUAAGGAUGAAGUGGAUACAAUGAUUGCUGCUGGACAUGAUACAUCCGCUCUUACGAUCUCCUUCACACUCCUCAUGCUCGCCAUUCAUCAGGAUAUUCAGGACAAAGUUCUAGAGGAGAUUCGCAGUGUGAAUCCAAAUCCAACGGCUGAAAUGACUUUUGAAGAUGCAGGAAAGCUCACGUACAUGGAGAUGGUGUUAAAGGAAACGAUGAGAUUAUUCCCUAUUCUUCCCAUUAGUGGACGAGUUUGUACAGAAGAUACAAAAUUCUCAAACGGAGUGAUUCCUGAGGGAACAAAUCUACUCCUCUUCAGCUUCCGUCUUCACAGAUUGGAGAGCAUCUGGGGACCCAGGGCCAAUGACUUCUACCCUGAUCACUUUCUACCUGAAAAUGUAGCUCAAAGGCACCCCUACAGUUAUGUCCCAUUCGGCGGUGGUCUCCGGAAUUGUAUUGGCAAUAAGUAUGCCUUCCUCUCGAUGAAAACCAUCCUGGCACUUUUCCUCAAGAACUUCCACGUGACAGCCGAUGGUAUCACAAUGGCAGACGUGAAACCCUCCAUGAUUACAACAAUGCAAGUACGACAGACGGAUAAAAUACGAAUUAUGAGGAGAAAAUUACCGGGAAGUGUGUGAAAUUGUGUGGGAUUUACAGAAAGAGAGUUGCACAGAUUAUGUUAAUUAUUUAUAUGUACACAAAGGCAAUAUAAAAUGUAUAUUAUUGUGGUUCA
This is a messenger RNA of Lutzomyia longipalpis, 2179 nucleotides long. RefSeq names its product cytochrome P450 4C1-like. The record is from RefSeq and is a predicted model, not a curated record. The transcript has 6 exons. Bases 582 to 2084 code for a protein of 500 amino acids. Gene Ontology annotation, molecular function: monooxygenase activity; iron ion binding; heme binding. NCBI's taxonomy places the organism in Eukaryota, Metazoa, Arthropoda, Insecta, Diptera, Psychodidae.